Nicrophorus vespilloides is the source of this 3980-nucleotide messenger RNA. RefSeq names its product elongator complex protein 1 (gene Elp1). Gene Ontology annotation, biological process: tRNA wobble base 5-methoxycarbonylmethyl-2-thiouridinylation. Gene Ontology annotation, molecular function: tRNA binding. The coding region runs from base 221 to 3913 and encodes 1230 amino acids. The record is from RefSeq and is a predicted model, not a curated record. Gene Ontology annotation, cellular component: cytosol; elongator holoenzyme complex. The transcript is spliced from 6 exons. Lineage: Eukaryota; Metazoa; Arthropoda; Insecta; Coleoptera; Silphidae.
UUACAAUUGCUUGCAAUCACGUUCAGCACGAUUCAAUAUGAAUUUAUAUGAAUCCUGUGUUUCUGGAGGGUGUUUAGAGUGUGCGCGUUUUUAGAAUAUCUUCCCUUAGUUCUGAUAUCCUGGUGAAUGGGGCACAAGUGUGGCACCACAAAUGUUUAUUGGUAGUGUUAAAAUAUACAUAGAAUUGCGCCCCAAAGAGACAUAACCUUUUUAACCCAAAAUGAGGAAUUUAGAAUUGUACAGUAUUGUAUCUCAUCCUCACUUUAAGAUUGUGUGUGCUCCAGUGUCACAAAGUUUGGCUGUGAAUGAUAAGAUUUACAUUUUAUUUGAAGCCACUCAACAUUCUCAGUGCCUAAUUUCCUAUAAUUGUGCUACAGAAGACUUGAAUUCGACAGAGUUUAUAGAUGGAGUUUAUACUAAUAUGGAAUAUCUUCCAUUUGAAGAUAUGGUAUUUCUCACCACAAAGAAUGAACUGGUUUUCUUGGAUGGUGAUGUAAAUUUGGUGAAAAGGAUAAUUCUCGAUGGAGAGGAGGACAUCAUACAUGCUAAAUGGAACGGACACCAGGAUGUGCUUGCUAUAUUCUUUGAAUGCAACAAAGUAUCAUUGUAUUUAGUAAAUGUAAUUGAAGAACUUGCUGUUUCAAUAAGUUCAACGAACCUGGAUGACGAGCCAAUUGAACAUAUUGAUGUAGGCUGGGGAGGAACUCAUAAAUACAAAAGAGCAGAAGAGGUUCCAAGUACAUACGUCUGUGAUAACCAAGAACCUGUUAUUGAUUGGAAGGGUAAUGGAGACUUAUUUGCCAUUAAUUAUUUUGAUGGCGAAGAGCGAAUUAUAAAGAUAUAUAAUAAAAGCUGCGAGUUAUUGUAUAGUUCAAAGGGUAUACAGUCAGGACUGGAACCCUUGUUAGCAUUUAAACCUGUCGGAAAUGUCAUAGCUUGUGUGACAUCAUCUGAUGGCCAGGAUCAACGUUUGAUGAUUAUUGAAAAAAAUUGCAUGUUGCUGAGCAUGAUACCAUUGGAAGAAGGGGCUAAAGUACAGAAAUUGCUCUGGUCUCCAUGUGGUACUUGUAUAACUGUGCAACUUAAAAGACACGACCAAGUUUGGAUUGAUAUAUAUUUAAUACACAAUUGCCAUUACUCGUUAAAACAACGACUUCCGUUAGAUCAAGCAAAGACAUUUGUUGAUUAUAAAAUUAAACCAAUGCUAUCUGGAAUAUUUAAUCUUGAACUACAUUAUAAUUAUGGGUACUACGAGUAUACCUUUUUGAGGAAAUUCAUUAGGAGCAAUAUAAUGAAAUUUGAUUAUGGUUUAAACGUGAAUGUUGAGGGUAGCACUUUGAAGUGUUAUUAUUUUGCAUCCGGCUUGUCUUCAUCCAACGACGAAGCACAUUACAUCCAUGAGCAUACUUGUCCAAUAAAUGGUGUUGUCUUUUCUGAUGAUAGUUACAAAUUGAUUUAUAUUGAUUCGGAAAGUAUUGUAUAUAUUUAUGAUUACACCGACCGAUACAAUUGGGAUCUGCUGUAUACUGUGCAACUACCUAAAUCGACGGAACAUAUUCCAUUAAAUGCCUAUAGGUUAUAUAUGCCUAACGACACUAAGUUGUGUGUAGUUUGCUUUUCCGAAGAAAUGGAAGAUGCGUUACACACAUAUAAUUUGACUACAGUCGAGCCAACUUGCGUAAUAUCUACCACUAAGAAGAAUAUUAUUGGUGUGUCGACCAUCAUGGAUAAGAAACUAGAGUUUUACUCUAAAGAUAUUAACAAAAUGCCAAUACAUCAAUUUUUUAACGUACAAAUAAAUGGCUCUUAUCAUUUAUUGUAUAUGACAGUGGAUGGUGGACUCUUCAUCGACCAUGAAAGAGUUAAAGAAAAAAUAAGUUCAUUAUUUGUGCACAGUAAUAGAUUAACAGUUACAGUGAUUAAUAAUGAAUUAGACAUGGUAUCCACCGACAAUGUUUACGGCGUUUACUUGACUGCAGAAGUCAUACAAACAUUGAAAGAAGGUGGCUCCUUUGAGGAUAUUUCCUAUAAAAGACCGGUCGAACAAGGGAGCGUUGUCUUGAAUACUAUCGAGAAAUCUGCUACCACUAUACUCUUGCUUCCUAGGGGAAACAUCGAGUCUAUUGAACUGAGAAACAUAGCACUCUUCAUAGUACGAGACAAACUUUUGGACCAUAAAUAUAUUGAUGCAUUGCAUUAUAUUAAAAGGCAGUCUCUUCGAAUAGAUCUUCUAGUAGAUUUAAGCCCUAGCCAUUUCUUUACUAAUAAAGUUAGUAUUUUCCGCGUGCUCGAUUUGUGCGCGAGUUUGAAUAAGUUUUUCGUGGAAAUCAAGAACGAAUCCUCGUUGAACGAGAAGGAAAUGAAAUUGUUGGGCGUAGAGUCGCAGUUGGAGAAUAAGGUCGUGAAAGUGGCGGAAUCUUUCGAGGAUGUGUAUCUUCGACUGCAAGAGCCGGAAAAGCAUCUGAUGACUUACGCUUUGGCUGCUUAUUUCACCGAUAGAAAUAUUGUUGAAACUAUGACUAAAGUUUCAAAAAUAUGUAAUACGUUGACCAGCAUCAGACCGGCGGAUAUCGUGAAUGCUAUUGAAGUGAUCAGCAACCAUGUGGAUAAGAAGGAGUUGUACGAAGCAUCUCUUUUUACAUUCGACUUGCAUUUAGCCGAGUUGGUUGCUUCGAAGUCACAAAUGGAUCCUUGCGUGUAUCGACCUUUCAUACAGAGGGUGACUGCAAUGGACGAGUUUGAAAUGAGAUUCACGAUCUGCUACGAGAUCGGCCGCUUCAAAGAAGCGCUCUUUUACUACUUCCAGAUGUAUCGGGAAGAAAGCAUAACAGGCGAAGAAAUGAUUCUGUUUGCCACUGAAUCAGAAUUGCUGUCCGAGUUGUAUAAUAUGGUGGACGUCUCGGAUGACAUUUUUGAAGAGGUGGGUAUGCUCUAUUAUGAAAUUCUUAUGAAUGACCAAAACUACCUGGAAGCUGGUAUUCUCGCGAACCGAUUACAGCGAUACGUCGAAGCAGUCACCGCCAUGCUCCAGGGGUAUCACUGGCAGGAAGCGUUAACUGUUAUUGAUGCUGGUGUACUUACCCCAGAACAAUCGCUAGUUUUAUAUCGUACGGUGGCUAAUACGAUGACCGCUCACAGAGACUACGUGGAUGCUGCAAAUGUAUUAGUGAAUCACUGCACUGAUUACGAUGCUGCUAUGCAGUGCUACAUUUCCGCAAAGGAGUUUGAAUUAGCAUUGAGGCUCUCGAUUAGGAUGAACCGUCCAAACUUUCACCCAAUGAUUGAAGACAGUAUGGUUAUCGAAUGCCAAAACUUAUGUUCUCGUACGCAAGAGUUAAGUGAGAAAUUUACUAAGUACUACGAGAGAUUGAAGGUGGUUCGUCAGAAAAUGAAGGCGGAAGCGGAGGCGGAACCGCUUCAUGAUACCUCCAACAUCGAAUUUAGUGAUGUAAUGAGUGUUACCACUGCAGCAUCCACAAUUUCCACAAGAUCAUCGAAUAGAUCAAAUCGCUCAAUGACGCGUAGAUUGAAGAAGGAGCAAAAGAAGUAUACAACACUUAAAGAAAACUCCAGGUACGAGGAUAUAGCGCUUCUAUAUAACCUUUCGAUACUUGUGGACGAUGUAAAGGAGAUUCAGAAGGCGGUUAACGAGAUGUACUGCACAAUUCAGUUACGCAAUCUGGAUAUACCAGAUGUGGUAACGGCAUGCGAACUUAUAGAUGAAUUAAUCAAGCAUAUCGAUAAGUAUUCGCCUGACAUUUGGCGUGAGGAGUUUGCCGCCUACGAGCCGAAAGAAGAGGAUAAAGGUGUUUAUAGUAAUCUUGUCCAUUUAGAUCACAAAUACCGGAUGAAGCCAGAACUUAAAGUCAGUUCAAAGGAAAGGGCUACAAUAAUAUUCCUUAAGAGACGUUAAUUUGAUUUUGUUAUUAACAAAAGUUUUUUUUUUGCUUUCAUAGUUUAUUUUUUAAUUGUUUUUUUAA